This is a messenger RNA of Hyaloscypha bicolor E, 453 nucleotides long. RefSeq lists its product as uncharacterized. NCBI's taxonomy places the organism in Eukaryota, Fungi, Ascomycota, Leotiomycetes, Helotiales, Hyaloscyphaceae. The record is from RefSeq and is a predicted model, not a curated record. The transcript has a single exon. The coding region runs from base 218 to 406 and encodes 62 amino acids.
GCGGGAUUACUCGAGCCACUCAACGCCAGGCGGGUCGUUAAAAGCUGCAGGUGUGGAAGACAGCAAGAAGGAUGAUCCAGUAGGAACAGGGAUAUCCCACAACACACCGGAGGGUGUCCGCACUGGCACACUUGAAUGCGAAGGAUCUUACGUUGUGUGGGGUUGUCCGACGUGCAAGCGGUUCGCCGUGCUGACGGGAGGCCGCAGGAGGGGUCGAAUGAGGCCGCUGGCGUCGGCAGUGAGGAUCGAGGAGCUCGUCUCCUACUCCCUCCUUCUUGCCUCCUGCCGCCUUCCCAUGCAGUCCCAAGACUCUCAAUGGCAUGAUUUAGCCUUCUCUCGUCUGGAGGUCGGCUGUGGCUUCCGGCGUUUCCAAUCGAACAGACGCCGGGCCCCCUUUCCACGUUGAGCAGAUGAAGCUUGCGGUGUGGUGCGAUGCGGUUCGUUGCUCUCAUU